UCGCUGCGCGGGCGGCGGUUGGGAUCCGUCCGGUCUGUCCAGCCGGAGAGGGACCUGGUGCCUGUACCCAGGUUUCUGUCGCUCAGUCACCUGUGCUAUUCCCUGCUGUAGUCACAGGAGCUGUCGAGAGGACCCCGGGACAUCUGAAAGCCAGGAAAUGAUGUUUCAGGACCCAGUGGCCUUUGAGGAUGUGGCUGUGAACUUCACCCAGGAAGAGUGGACGUUGCUGGAUAUUUCCCAGAAGAAUCUCUUCAGGGAAGUGAUGCUGGAAACUUUCAGGAACCUGACCUCUAUAGGAAAAAAGUGGAAAGACCAGAACAUUGAAUAUGAGUACAAAAUCCCCAGAAGAAGCUUCAGGAGUCUCAUAGAAGAGAAAGUCAAUGAAAUUAAAGAAGACAGUCAUUGUGGAGAAACUUUUACCCAGGUUCCAGAUGACAGGCUGAACUUCCAGGAGAAGCAAACUUCUCCUGAAGUAAAAUCAUGUGACAGCUUUGUGUGUGGUGAAGUUGGCAUAGGUAACUCAUCUUUUAAUAUGAACAUCAGAGGUGACAUUGGACACAAGGCAUAUGAGUAUCAGGAAUAUGGACCAAAGCCAUAUAAGUGUCAACUGAAGCCAUAUAAGUGUCAACAACCUAAGAAUAAGAAAACCUUCAGGUAUCGCCCCUACAUUAGAACACAAGAAAGGGAUCGCAUUGGAGAGAAACCCUAUGCUUGUAAAGAAUGUGGAAAAACCUUUAUUUUCCAUUCAAGCAUUCGAAGACACAUGGUAAUGCACAAAGGGGAUGGACCUUAUAAAUGUAAAUUUUGUGGGAAAGCCUUCCAUUGUUUCAGUUUAUGUCUUAUCCAUGAAAGAACACACGCUGGAGAGAAACCAUAUGAAUGUAAACAAUGUGGUAAAUCCUUUAGUUAUUCUGCUACCCUUCAAAUACAUGAAAGAACUCACACUGGGGAGAAGCCCUAUGAAUGUAGCAAAUGUGAUAAAGCAUUUCAUAGUUCCAGUUCCUAUCAUAGACAUGAAAGGAGUCACAUAGGGGAGAAGCCUUAUCAGUGUAAAGAAUGUGGAAAAGCAUUCGCGUAUACCAGUUCUGUUCGUAGACAUGAAAAGACCCACUCUGGGAAAAAGACGUAUGAAUGUAAGCAAUAUGGGGAAGCCUUAUCCUAUCUUACAAGUUUUCAAACACACAGAAUGAACUCUGGAGAAAGACCUUAUAAAUGUAAGAUAUGUGAGAAAGGCUUUUAUUCUGCCAAGUCAUUUCAAAGACAUGAAAAAACUCACACUGGAGAGAAACGCUAUAAAUGCAACCAAUGUGGUAAAGCUUUCGAUCUUUCCAGUUCCUUUCGAUAUCAUGAAAGGAUUCACACUGGAGAGAAACCCUAUGAGUGUAAGGAGUGUGGGAAAGCCUUCAGAUCUGCCUCACAGCUUCGAGUGCAUGGUGGGACUCACACUGGAGAGAAACCCUAUGAAUGUAAGGAAUGUGGGAAAGCCUUCAGAUCUACCUCACACCUUCGAGUGCAUGGUAGGACUCAUACGCAUAGUAGGACUCACACUGGAGAGAAACCCUAUGAGUGUAAGCAAUGUGGGAAAGCCUUCAGAUCUGCCUCAAACCUUCAGAUGCAUGAAAGAACUCACACUGGAGAGAAACCCUAUGAAUGUAAGGAAUGUGAAAAAGCGUUCUGUAAAUUCUCUUCUUUUCAAAAACAUGAAAGGAAGCACAGAGGAGAAAAGCCCUAUGAAUGUAAGCAUUGUGGGAAUGGAUUCACAUCUGCCAAGAUCCUUCAAGUACAUGCAAGAACACACAUUGGAGAGAAACACUAUGAAUGUAAGGAAUGUGGAAAAGCAUUCAAUUAUUUUUCUUCCUUGCAUAUACAUGCAAGGACUCAUAUGGGAGAGAAGCCAUAUGAAUGUAAGGGUUGUGGGAAAGCAUUCAGCUAGCCUGAUUCCUUUUAUGGACAUGAAUAGACUCACACUGGAAGGAAACACUAUGAAUGCAAGCAAUGUGGCAAAGCUUUCACAUGUUCCAGUUCUUUUUGAUACCAUGAAAUGACUCACACUGGGGAGAAACCCUAUCAAUGUAAGCAAUGUGGGAAAGUCUUCAUUUCUUUUACUUCUUUUCAACGUCAUGAAAGGACUCACAUGGGAGAGAAACCCUAUGAGUGUAUGUGAUGUGGAAAAGCAUUUCUUCUAGUUCCGUUCAAUAUCAUGAAAGGACUCACACUGGAGUGAAGCCCUAUGAAUGUAAGCAGUGUGGGAAAGCCUUCAGAUCAGCCUCGCACCUUCAAUGGCAUGGAAGCAUUCACACUUGGGAGAAACCCUA
Molecule: messenger RNA, 2315 nt
Organism: Mandrillus leucophaeus (drill)
Lineage: Eukaryota; Metazoa; Chordata; Mammalia; Primates; Cercopithecidae
Product: zinc finger protein 700-like
Exons: 5
Coding region: 158-1933 (591 amino acids)
Biological process (GO): regulation of transcription by RNA polymerase II
Cellular component (GO): nucleus
Molecular function (GO): DNA-binding transcription factor activity, RNA polymerase II-specific; RNA polymerase II transcription regulatory region sequence-specific DNA binding
Source: RefSeq, a predicted model, not a curated record